AGACAACUGGAGACAACUUCAUGUUAUUGACUGUCAGUACUCUGAAGUUUUCGAAUUACUUAUUUUCAACAAUCUCUUUUGCAGUUACAUGUAAAAGAGAUGACGUUGAAAAUUAAUUAACUAGAGAUAAAAAAUUCGAGCGAGUAAUACAAAUGUACGAUUGAAUGAUAUUUGCACUAGCAUAUAACAUGUCAUUCAAAAUGGAUUUAACAGUAAAUCGUGUUUGUUUAAUUCAUGAUGUCACGACGCACAUUCGCGAAGUCAUUGUUAAACAUACGUGUGCAGUUUAUUAUAAACGAUCCAUUGAAAUUAUUGACGAUUGGAACUUGUAAACUUAUAGUAGCGCGGUGAGCCCGCGACAUUCCAGAUUAUAAUAUAUGAUUUUAACAUAGUGACACGUUUAAUUCUUAUGUAUUUUAAACGUACGGAAACAAGGAUAAUUUUUUACAAACGUAACAACUCGACGUGAAAUGCAAAUGCAAAUAGGUCUAAUUCAAAAUGAGAAAACCGACUCAUCUUGGUCAAGGAAGGAAAGACGGAAAUGGUUUUUAUCUUUAUUAUGUGGCACUUGUCUGAUAUAUGCUACAAGAACAUCUGUUCCUUUAUUGAUGCCAAUUAUAAGUAAAGAGAAACAAUGGUCCAAAACAGAUUCUGGAGUAAUAUUAUCCAGUUUUUUCUGGGGUUAUACAUUAACACAAGUUGCUAGCGGUUAUAUUAGUGAUAGGAUCGGAGGACAAAAGGUAUUAUGCAUUUCAGCCCUUGGAUGGUCUAUGACAACAUUUUUUAUGCCAGAAAUUAUAGAAUUCUUUUCAAAAAGUGAUACAUCUGUAUUAUUAGUAUCCACAGUAAGAACAAUCAAUGGAGCGUUUCAAGGGAUGCAUUUUCCUAGUAUGAUUAGUUUGAUAAGUCAACGAUUGCAUGAAACAGAAAGAGCCUCGUUUUUUAGUUUAUUGACAUCAGGAUCUGCUCUUGGUACAUUACUCACAGGAUCUCUAGGUUCCUACCUACUGGAAAAUUAUAACUGGACGAUAGUUUUUCAAACUUUAGGUGGUUUGAGUUUGACAUGGACUCUCUUAUUAGGCUACCAUACUCUGCCAUUCAGGGAAAGAACAACUUCUGCUAAAUUAACUACUAAUUACACUUUACCUUGGUUGAAGCUCCUGAAAAAACCUCCAUUCUGGUCAUGUGUAAUUGGCCAUGCAUGUCAAAAUAAUUGUUUUUUUGUAUUGUUAUCAUGGAUGCCAACAUAUUUUCAUGAUACAUUUCCUGAAGUGAAGAGCUGGGUCGUAAAUAUGGUACCAUGGUUAUCAAUGUUACCUUGCACAAUUUUGGGCAAGGCUCUUUCUGAGAAAAUAAUAAAAGCAGGGUACUCUGUCACAGUGACACGUAAAGUAAUCGAAACAAUAUGCUUUCUUACUGAAAUAAUAAGUCUGCUGUUUCUAGGUAUGUAUAAUAAUGUAGAAAAAUUAAGUAAAAAGAUUAAACUCAAAAUCAUUUCAGCAAAAGUGGAAACAUUUCAAGGUGCAAUAAUAUGCCUUGCAUUUAUAAUUGGUGGAUCAGGUUUUCAUAAUAAUGCAAUUGCUGUAAAUCCUUCAGAUCUUGCACCAAAACAUUCUGGCAGUGUAUUCGGUUUAAUGAAUACUGUUGGUGCUAUACCUGGAUUCCUUGGAGUGUAUUUUGCAGGACAUAUUCUACAUGUAACACACAGCUGGCCUGUUGUUUUUAUAUUUAUUGCUAUAAUUGACACAUUGGGAUGUAUAAUAUAUUUACUUUUUGGUUCUGGCCAAGCAAUUAUAUGAAAUGUCAAAUAAAUUCGUUAUACAGUGUAUUUACUAUUUGAUUCUCUUUGAAUAGUUGUAUGAAAUAAUUUCGAAUAAAUUUUAUAUUUUUUCGGUU
Messenger RNA from Hylaeus anthracinus, 1896 nucleotides. RefSeq names its product solute carrier family 17 member 9 (gene MFS18). Gene Ontology annotation, molecular function: transmembrane transporter activity. NCBI's taxonomy places the organism in Eukaryota, Metazoa, Arthropoda, Insecta, Hymenoptera, Colletidae. The coding region runs from base 471 to 1799 and encodes 442 amino acids. Gene Ontology annotation, biological process: transmembrane transport. The transcript has 7 exons. The record is from RefSeq and is a predicted model, not a curated record.